Messenger RNA from Hibiscus syriacus, 828 nucleotides. RefSeq lists its product as uncharacterized. The transcript has a single exon. The coding region runs from base 1 to 828 and encodes 275 amino acids. The record is from RefSeq and is a predicted model, not a curated record. NCBI's taxonomy places the organism in Eukaryota, Viridiplantae, Streptophyta, Magnoliopsida, Malvales, Malvaceae.
AUGACAGGAGAACGCUAUGAACAAAAGAAUGAUAUUCCGACGAGAAAUAAGAAAAAGAUUAAAGCAGUAACUCCAGAAAGCACGGUGAGGGAACUGAAAGUCGUCAUUGAGGAAGUUGUCAUUUCUCCACCACGCCUAGAGGCAUUAAACCUCAAGAAACCGUCCUAUCGAAAUAUGCUCAUGGGAAAAAGCUUGAUUAAUGGUUUUGAAGAGUCGGGUGAGUUCGGACCAAUUAAGAAGAAUGAAAGAUUGAUCACAGUUGGUAGCAAAGACUCAUGGCCAUCACUUACAACUUCAGAUAAGUUUAGAGGUAGCCUCAAGGUAAGAUGGUCAAACUGUUUGAUUCUAAAGUUACUUGGUAAAUCUAUAGGGUUCCGUGCUCUUGAUGAGAGAAUCAAAAGAAUGUGGAUGCCGAAGGUGGACUAUGAGUUGAUCGAUGUCGGGGAUGGUUACUUCUUAAUAAAAUUUUCAUCUCUAGAUGAUCUUUGUUUUGCACUAGAGGAAGGACCAUGGAUUAUUUAUGGCCACUAUUUGACUGUUCGAAAGUGGUUUGCCGAAUUUUAUCCGUCAUCAACUUCAAUUGAUUCUACGGUUGUUUGGGUUCGCUUCCCUAAGCUUCUCGUUCAUUAUUAUAAUGAACGCAUGUUAUUUGCCAUGGGAAAUACUCUUGGACGAGCCCUCAAAGUUGAUCCCAAUACUAGUUAUGCUUCUAAAGGAAUAUUUACCAGUGUCUGUAUUGAGAUUGAUUUUGGUAAAGCCCUUGUGCCAAAUAUCGAGAUCGAAGAAAGAUGGUAUUCUAUCGAGUACGAAGGGCUACCGAUGAUUUGA